GCAGCGUGGCUGUGUGUCUGAAUGAAAGAAGCCUUCUCUCCCACUCCGUCCCGCUGUCCCUAUGUAAGCGGCUCACGUCUGCUGCAGCGAGUGCGCACAUGUCCAGAGCAAACACAGCCAGAUUCCACAAGUGACUUCAAGCUGGAAGUAAAUAUUUUUGCUGAAACGUCGGGCGAAGGGGAGACUUUCAACUUUCUCCCUGCUGAUUUGCUUUUAGCAAUAGGGCAGUUUUUUUUGAGGACUUCUAAGCAUCCAUUUGAAUAACUUUUUGUAAAUGGGAUGGACAUUUGUUUCAGUCACUGGAAGACUUGGACUAUUUUUCAAGAAACUGUGUUGUGAUGCACAGAUGUUUUUGCCGAUACUACUACAGUAACAAGGAGUCUCUCCACGUCAUCAGGACUUUGGGUCAUUGGUUCUGCAAACCUCCACACACCACCGGGACAGCUGCACUGCAGAGCCAAUCGUCACCAAAAGACUUCACUGGACGUGCACGAUCUCACGAAACCUUAUUUACACACAUCACAGGGGCAGCCUGCCAAAAAAAAUACCAUGUUUAGGUUUUGAGUGCUUUGCCUGACUCUGGCCAACUUGCUGGCAGGUGUGAUGCAGGGUCAGUGUGUUUGAUACACAUUCAUACUUCUACACACACAUGCACAUACCCCCACACACACACACGGUUGCCUUAAACUGAGUCUUGCAACCGCACUGGGCAGAUGUUGUGAGAGAUGUCCCAUUUGAAUUUUCAAACAAGGAAUUCCUCCCCUCACACAAUACGGUGAAAUAUCACACCCAAGCUGCUUUGAGCCAUUUGACAGACAGCUCAUUCACAUCAUGACCCCACAGACCUGUAAUCUUCAGCGCGUCUCUGUGCUGCACCUCCUCCUCCUGGUCCUGCUGCUGCUCCUCCAGGCCUGGCGGGGGUGCUGUCACCCCCAGUGUUUGGACUACAAGCCCCCGUUUGAGCCACGGAAGCCGCUGGCUUUCUGUAAGGAGUACUCCAAGUUUGGAUGCUGUGAUCUGGAAAAGGAUGAGGAGAUAUCACUCAGGUUCUACACCAUCAUGGACAACUUUGACCAUUCAGGUUACAUGACCUGUGCCCGGUACAUACGCAGCAUCCUCUGCCUGGAGUGUUCUCCGUACGCUGCCCACCUGUAUGAUGCCGAAGAUGCAAACACGCCCAUGCGCACGGUGCCCGGACUGUGCGGCGAUUACUGCUCCGAAUACUGGCAGCAGUGUCGCUACACGCUCAGCCUCCUCCUGGAGGACUCGGGGAGUCCGGAGCAGUUUGCAAACCUCACCGCAACUAUAGAAGAAGAUCGCACCAUGUUCUGCAACUUUCUGGAGCUGAAGGACAAACAGUACUGCUAUCCUAAUGUGUUGACAAAUGCAGCUCUCAAUGCCAACCUGGGCUCGGUACGUGAGGAUCCCGAAGGAUGUCUGGAGCUGUGCUUGCAGGAGGUGGCCAACGGGCUCCGUAACCCGGUGGCCAUGAUCCACGCAAACGACGGGACUCAUCGCUUCUUGGUGGCGGAGCAGCUGGGCUACGUGUGGGUCUACCUGGCCAACGGCUCACGGAUCGAUCGCCCUUUCCUCAACCUCACCCGAGCCGUCCUCACGUCGCCGUGGGCUGGAGACGAGAGGGGGUUCCUCUGCAUAGCCCUUCACCCGAGGAUCAGUGUGGUCAGAAAGGCCUAUGUGUACUACUCCGUGUCGGUCAAGAAGGAGGAGAGGAUCCGGAUCAGCGAGUUCACGCUGCUAACACAUGAUGACAACCAAGUGGACCACUCGUCUGAGAGGACCAUUCUUGAGGUUGCAGAGCCGGCAUCCAAUCACAAUGGAGGACAGCUUCUGUUUGGCCAUGACGGGUACUUGUACAUCUUCAUCGGGGACGGUGGCCGAGCGGGGGACCCAUUUGGAAAGUUUGGCAACGCACAGAACAAGUCGACACUCCUUGGCAAGGUGCUGCGCAUUGACGUCGACGACAAUGACGACGGCGCCCCGUACAGCCUCCCCUCAGACAACCCCUUCCUGAGGGAGAACGAGGCUCGACCGGAGAUUUAUGCCUACGGGGUUCGAAACAUGUGGCGUUGCUCCAUUGACCGAGGCGACCGCGCCACAGGCAGAGGCGAAGGCCGGAUGUUUUGUGGUGACGUUGGCCAGAACAAAUAUGAAGAGGUGGACAUCAUUGUCAAAGGAGGCAACUAUGGAUGGAGGGCCAAAGAAGGCUUCAGCUGCUACGAUCGCAAACUCUGUCAAAACUCCUCGCUAGACGACAUCUUGCCCAUAUUUGCUUACCCCCACAAGUUGGGCAAAUCGGUGACAGGAGGGUACGUCUACAGAGGCUGUCAGAUGCCUAACCUCAAUGGACUCUACAUCUUUGGGGACUUCAUGAGCGGGCGACUGAUGUCUCUGAAGGAGAACGUCACUUCGGGUGAAUGGCAGUACAAUGAGGUCUGCAUGGGAAGAGGCCAGACCUGCAGGUUCCCCAAACUCAUUGACAGUUACUUUAAAUACAUCAUCUCUUUUGCCGAGGACGAAGCCGGGGAGCUGUACUUCUUAGCCACCGGAUCCCCGAGUGCCACAGCGAGGGCCGGAGUCAUCUAUAAGAUAGUGGAUACUUCCAGACGAGCAGCACCAGGAAAAUGCAGCAUCAAGCCUUUGCCUGUCAAGAUAAAGGGAAAACUGAUUCACUUCCACCCCAAAGAAGAGUUUGUAAUCAACAAGAAACCAACUACAACACCCGUACCCACGACAACCACAAGAAAACCAACAACACCGAGGAGAAAAUCACCCAUAAUAAUAAUAAAACCACCGAUGCCAACAAGGAAAACAACAAGACAGAAGCCACAACCACCGACAGCAGCAACAACAGCAAGAAAAACAACAUUACCGACAACAAGAAAAACAACAAUGAGAAAAACGACCUCAGCGACAUCAACACAACCGGCGGCUGUCCAGAUGACCACGGCAACAACCCCCGCCACCACCUCAGCCACUGGUUAUCGCACAACCGGCGCCACUGCAGCCGUCUCUAGGAUCGCUCAAAUCCCAAUCGCCACCCUUCCCAACGGGAGACACUGGAAACCCCUUCAGCACAGCCCUUUUACCACCUCCCGACCUCUGACCCCACCACCACCACCACCACCUCCGCACGCCACAGCUCCGAAACCACCGCGCGUGUCUCUGACCACAGCUCGGGCGCCGUACUGCAGCCAGAGUCCGCCGCUCAACACAACUCUUCCCAAAUCACGGGAAGACGGGCUGCGGCUCGGAGAGAAGCCGGAACGCCGCGGGGACGGUAACCAAGUGCACAAGAGGCCUCGAGGACGAGGUAACGGCCACAAGAGGGGGAGAGGAGAAAAAGGGCCUCGGGCCGGCUCGGUGCGCCUGGUGAGCGCUGAAGGUUUGUCAAGCCGAGGGCGAGUGGAGAUAUUUAUCCGAGGCGAGUGGGGGACGGUGUGCGACGACCUUUUCACCAGCAAAGCAGGCGGCGUGGUGUGUCGACAGCUGGGCUUCGCCGGCGCGUUGGCGGUGAUGAAGAGGGCCGCGCUGGGCGAGGCCGACCGCAGCGUCAGGAUCCUGUUGGACGACGUGGAGUGCGAGGGCGGGGAGAGAUCGCUGCUGGAGUGCAGAAGAUCCCGGGUGGGGAAACACAACUGCUCCCACGGGGAAGAUGUCGGGGUGAUCUGCGGUUAGAAGCGGAGGAGACAGAAGCACGCAGAAAGUGACAGGAGGGGGGGGAAAAAUUGAGAACUAUUUGACAAGAAUUUAAAGAUGGUAUAAAAAGUUAUUAAAGACUACUGGUGAUGUCAGUUUGCUUACAUGUCUAUGAUUGUAUUUUCUAAUGUUUUCUAGAUUUCAAAUUGUUUUUACCUUCAUCAUUUCCCGGCUACAGUCAAAUGCAAAAAAAAAUGGCCAUAUACGGUUUGAUUUUAUUACUAAUUCAGGAGGAGCAUUGAGUUUUAGAGUUUCUCUAAAACUCUCUCACUGAUACUAUACAAGCCUUUGAUGAGCCCUAAAAAGUGAAUUUAGAGAGAAGGAUCUACAAAUUGGGUCUGAAUAGUACAUCCAGGGUGUCAAAGUGAUUCAGAGGAUGGAAACGGUUAAAAAGAUAAAAAUAGAACCUAAAAGCUACAGAUCACAGUGAAAAAGUGAACGUCCAUCAUUGUGUUGGAUAGCAUUCAGGAAGAAACCUCUAGGCCCGAAAAGGGAAAUCUGGCUGCAAAAAAAACAACAGAUGGCCGACGGCCAAAAGGCCGACCUCGAGGCUUCCAACUGACCUUCCACAAACUGAUGGGUGACGUCGUGGUGACUUUCUCCACGUCUAAUAUACAGUCUGGGACCUCUCGCCAAGGCAAUCUCAUGACCUUAUAUGCCAAUCACUCAUUCUCCCCCACCGUGCAAUAAAGAACCUGCUUCCAUCAGAAUUCAUUACAGCUAUAGGUUAUAAUGGAACAAGUCGUUUCAGACAAAUUGCUUUGGCAGCCUUAACGAUGCCUUUGGAAGGCGUUUGUCAUCUAAAUAUAGUUAAUUGUAGUGUUUGGACUUUCAUUUGUUAAAGAAUAUAAAUGCUUCAUUAUUUUUAGUGAAUGUUGUGAGUUCAUUUUCAUUUGAAAUAAUGGUGCCAAGCAAAGGACGCACACUUAAUAUAUAUAAUAUGUGUAAUAAGUGUUGAUCAAUAUAUAUAUAAACUCAAAUGCUCAAAUAGUGACUGAGUGAGUGAUGGAGAAACUUUAAUCAUAUUGUUUCUUUCUUCUCUCUUUUGAUACUCUCUAGACGAGCAUGAGGCAAACAGCAUAUCUUAGAAUAAUGAAGUGUGUUCUGGGAAGACAUUUGUAUUUUUUUAUUGUAUAGUUUCAGAAGGUCUAUUUUCAAAAAAAUCUUUUUCAAAUAAGCAUUUUGUGUUUUAAGUUUGAAAAAAGUCAAGAGGGAAAUGCUGGACAUUCUUUAUGAUGAACAUAAUUAAAUGUUUCCACUAUUAAGUGCA
Molecule: messenger RNA, 4987 nt
Organism: Gasterosteus aculeatus aculeatus (three-spined stickleback)
Lineage: Eukaryota; Metazoa; Chordata; Actinopteri; Perciformes; Gasterosteidae
Product: HHIP-like protein 1
Cellular component (GO): membrane
Source: RefSeq, a predicted model, not a curated record